This is a messenger RNA of Gasterosteus aculeatus aculeatus (three-spined stickleback), 1393 nucleotides long. It is a transcript of the gene slc66a2, whose product is annotated as solute carrier family 66 member 2. Gene Ontology annotation, cellular component: trans-Golgi network; endosome. NCBI's taxonomy places the organism in Eukaryota, Metazoa, Chordata, Actinopteri, Perciformes, Gasterosteidae. The record is from RefSeq and is a predicted model, not a curated record. Gene Ontology annotation, biological process: phospholipid translocation; retrograde transport, endosome to Golgi.
AAGAAGAAGCUGCUGCACAGUGACGUGCCAGUCAACGAAUAAACGGUUCCAAUUCCGUGAGCCGUGUCCGUUAACGAAUGCCACUUACAAGUGUGUUGCCCAUUCCUAUGGCAUUUUGUGCAAUACCGGGAACUAUUCUGCUGAGUUUAGCGCAGCUUGCGCAAACAAACGAAAGCCAGCGUCAAAAGUGUUGGGAAAUGGGACGUAAUGAGCGGAUCGAGAGCUAACGUUAGCUCCCACUGGAAACCACCGCCGCCGCCGUUGGUGAGCGUUGUUGUGUCGCGUCGACGACUGUUGUUCUCAGAUUGUACGUCGGCGUGUGAUGGCGUGGCAGCAGCUCCCUCUCGACACGCGUACGGACUAAGUUACGCGUAAAAAAAAAUAAAAUAAAUAAAACGUCACCCCAGGCAACCCGAGGAGUAUCAACGCUGCGUAGCGGAGGUGACGUCACUUCACAACUCCUGGCCCAGCGCCUUCGGACCGAACAUGGAAGAUGAGGUGUUCGAUCAGGUCGUGUCCGCGUUCCACAGCCUGGUGUCGUGGGUGGCCGCCGGCGCCAUGGUGUUCGGCGGGGUGGUGCCCUACAUCCCCCAGUACAGAGACAUCCGCCGGACUCAGAAUGCAGAGGGCUUCUCCACGUACGUGUGCCUGGUUCUCCUGGUGGCGAACAUCCUGCGGAUACUCUUCCGAUUUGGCCGCUACUUCGAGACCCUGCUGCUGUGGCAGAGCAUCAUCAUGAUCGCCACCAUGCUCAUCAUGCUGAACCUGUGCACCGACGUACGCGUGGCCUCCGACCUGAACACCAAGAGGCGCUCCUUCGUAGCGACAGACAAUAAGGACGAGGAGAUCAGAAUCCUUAAGAGGCUCUUUCUGGACUUCGACUGGAGCUACUUCUGGCUGUGGAGCCGCUUCCUGGACUACAUGCAGUGCGUGCUGGCCUUCACGCUGACGGCGGCCUACGUCACCUACCUCUUCCUGGACUCGGCGCUGUUCGUGGAGAGCCUGGGCUUCCUGGCCGUCUUCACCGAGGCCAUGCUGGGCACGCCGCAGCUCUACCGCAACUACCAGAACAAGUGCACGGAGGGCAUGAGCAUCAAGAUGGUGCUGAUGUGGACCAGCGGCGACACCUUUAAAACGGGCUACUUCCUGCUCACGCAGGCCCCGGUGCAGUUCUGGACGUGUGGGCUGCUGCAGGUGCUGGUGGACUUCACCAUCCUGUUCCAGGUGUAUUACUACAGCCGCUACCCGCAGAAGCCGGCGUCCCACACCGUCUCCCACACCACCAGCGCCAAAGCUCUCUGAGAUCCUUUGUGGCGUUUGCAGAGGCGCUGCGGACGUCUAUAAACACACACGAGCGCCAAAGCAAGAUGAGACACACACACACACACACACA